AUGUCCGAUUCGUGCAUCUCGCUGUCGGGCUCAACGCAAUGCCCUGCGUUCAAUGGCUCCUCGAUCUCCACAAACUCCGACCUUCACAAUGAUUUUCCAUUUUUGCGAAACGUCUCGAACCUAGAAGACUUCGACACGGCACUGCACAGCUACGUACUGGGGUCGUACAUUCAGAACAAAUAUGCUGUCUACCUGGGAUGUCAAGGAGAUCUCACCAAUACUAGCGAAUACUAUGCGCGCUAUACCACAAGCGCCAUUUGCAGUGGCCUAGUUCAAAGCUCCGCGACUGACUGCGAUUUAUCGUCCGAGCAAACACGACCACUCUGUGCCGAAGAUUGCGCAUCAAUGGCUUCCAGUGAGGAGGAGAUUGCGGUUAACGACGAGCUUUGUCCCGAUCGACGAAACGACUAUCUCAGCCAGGUCCGCUCAGAUUUCUCCGUGUGUAUUGGGCCCAACGGCACCCUCGACACAUCGUGCAUAAGAGGCGCAGACAAUGAACCCAAUGAAUGCGGCUACCGAUCGAAUCUUCUAGGGCUUUGCAGCUUUUGCGCAUCUAGCACCACCAACUCCACGGAUUCUUGUUGUAUAAAUGCAAAUGCAGCGACUCGAUGCAAAGGUGUCGACAUCCCAACGCCAUCCACCUCGUUUAUCCCCAUAUAUACAUCUGAUUCGCCUUCCGACAGCGGCUCGGGUGGUGGCUUAUCCGGUGGCCAGAUCGCGGGUAUCGUUAUAGGUUCCGUUGCCGGUUUCGCGCUUCUAGCUGCUCUGAUAGCGUUUGGCUUGAUCUACUACUGUCGACGGAAACGUGAGUCUGGGGAUGACAGUUCCUUGAACAAGCCGAAUCCCCAGAGAAAAGGUUCUCCAAUGCAGCAGCCUGAGAGCCCGUCCUUCGCCGCGCCAGGACGUGUUGCGAGGAUGUCUGCAUUACGUGAGGCUCCAAGCCACUCUCCUCGUUCCCGCAACUCGGGCGCGUUCUUUGGUAGUGCCAAGUAUGGUAGUGAUUCUUCCGACUCGGAAGGAUUUGCAAGCCCCGGGGCCAUGCACAAGAAGAUUCCACCCACAACCGGAAAACGCCAAGGUUCCCUCUCGAGUAACUCUGCCCUGGCAGGUGCGGGUAGCGAUACCUCUCCGCGCUCGGGUACGAUCGGGCACUACUCUUCUCCAGAAGGCUUGACCAGUGGGCAAUCUGAACAGCUAUCAUCUUUCCAAGACUACUACUCUCAGGAUGACAUUCAUCCCGGCGAUAAGGUUGCAGUACUCUGGGCUUAUCAACCGCGGGCGGGUGACGAGUUUGGCUUGGACCGUGGUGAAAUAAUUAAGGUGAUAGGUAUUUGGGAUGAUGGAUGGGCGACGGGUGUUCGCGUCCCCGAGACUGCAGAAGAGUACGAGGCUAGACAUCGGGAACAACGUGACAGUGGUUUUUCAAAUCGAUCUCAGAGGACGUCCCCAGCCCUGUCGGGUGAGAUCAAAGCAUUCCCGUUGGUUUGCGUUUGUCUCCCUCAACAUUGGAGCAAAAUCAUUGAUGGUGGACAAGAAGAUGACGGCCCCUGA
This is a messenger RNA of Aspergillus puulaauensis, 1551 nucleotides long. Its product is annotated as SH3 domain protein. Bases 1 to 1551 code for a protein of 516 amino acids. The record is from RefSeq and is a predicted model, not a curated record. The transcript is spliced from 4 exons. Lineage: Eukaryota; Fungi; Ascomycota; Eurotiomycetes; Eurotiales; Aspergillaceae. Gene Ontology annotation, molecular function: protein binding.